This is a messenger RNA of Monomorium pharaonis (pharaoh ant), 1768 nucleotides long. Its product is annotated as DNA damage-regulated autophagy modulator protein 1-like. The transcript has 7 exons. Lineage: Eukaryota; Metazoa; Arthropoda; Insecta; Hymenoptera; Formicidae. The record is from RefSeq and is a predicted model, not a curated record. Bases 843 to 1634 code for a protein of 263 amino acids.
CAAUCUGAAAUUGGGUCAAAUUAGAAACGGCACGACCAAAUGGUCCUAUUAUCGUUCCAAUGAAUGUGAUAUCGAUAGCGUUGCUUUAAUUACAAAUUCCUGGUCCACCUACUAGUUUCAAACGAAGCGCAUAUUACGUCACGCGGUUUGUUACGUUUAAUUUAAUGGCGACCAAAGAAUUAUAUCUAUGAACCUACCGGUCAGUAACUAAAUUCUUUUUUUUAUAAAAUAAAGACAAGAUAAAAAAAUACUUCUUUAAAAAUAAAAAUAUAUAGCUUGCGCUUAACUAAAAACAUUCAAAUAAUUACAAAAUAAUAUUGCAAUUACGUUUUUAUAUAUAUAAAAAAUUAAAAAAACAUUAUUUUUAUAUCAUAGAAAACUAACUUCCUAAUUAGUAUCUAGAAGUAUGUCUAACAAUUAACAAAAUAAUUCAAUAUUUAUCAAAAUAAUUAAUUUAAAAGAUCAUUUUUUCCCUUUGAUUAAUAACUUGUAAUUAAAACACUUUUGUUCGAAUUAUCAUCUCUUCUAAUUUUAACAAAAACAAUCUAUUAAACAAUAGUAAUCUAUUAAACAAUAUUCGUAAAAAUAUAUUAAAAAAUGAAAGUUAAGUUUCAUACGAUCGCACAUAUAUCAUAUAUUAUCUAUGUCUCACGUUAAUUAGUACACAAUAGUGUGUGCAGCGAUUGGCACGGUGCGAACGAUAAGAAGAAACAGAAUAACGGACAGUCGCUGUAAGACACCUCACGAUCAACUGCCCCCGUGGCAUAAAUCGUGACUGUAUUUUCUUUAAAAAAAAAUUGCAAAAUUACACGAAAUCAAGCACUGAGGACAACGAAACAAGGAUGGCAUAUGGGAAACUGCACGUACUACCAUUGAGUCUCUUCAUCUUAAUCCCAGUGACAUUCGUGAUUACAUACACCAUAUCAGUGCAGUGGGACCAUGUGGUGCCUGGGUUCCCUUACAUAUCGGAGACUGGCACAUUGUCACCGGAAUCCUGCAUAUUCGCGCAAUGCCUGAACAUCGCAGCUCUUUUACUCGGAUGCUGCGUUUACAUCAGGCAUCGACAAGUACUGCAAUGGCAGACAGAGAGAGGCCGCGAUCUCGUAAACAAAAAAGUUAUCGUGGUGACAAUGUGCUGCGGUAUCCUCGCUUGUUUCGGUCUCGAUAUACUCGCCAAUUUUCAAGAAGCCCGCGUAAUUGCCGCUCACAUGGUGGGAGCGAUGACUUGCUUCUCUGCAAGCACUCUCUAUUUCUGUCUUCAGACGUAUUUAAGCUACAAGAUGGUACCAGCUAUGAAUGGCAUAAUUAUCGUUUAUCUGCGUGCAAUUCUCUCGGCUCUCACAUUGACAUUGACGAUUGCUACGAUUGUUCCUGGCUAUAUCUCGAUGUGUGAAUUUCAAGGUAACGAUUACAAGAAGUGGCUACCGGCGGAUGGUGGUUGGGGCUGGCACGUGGCGAGUACUAUAUGCGAAUGGGCUCUCGUAGUUGUCUAUUGCACGUUUCUCCUUACUUUCGUACCAGAAUUCCGAUUAAUUAAUUUUGAAGACCCUGUUGUUACGCUAAUGUAUCUGGACAAAAUUGAGAACACAGCAACGUCGGACAAAACAGAAACAACCAUACCACAUGACACGUAAAUUUUUUCCUAAAUUGUUUUAUCAAUAGCUUCCCAUUCUAAUUAAUCCCACACAUCCAACUCUAAUGUAUGUUAUAUUUCUAAUGAAAGAGAUUAUCGUAAAUUAUUGCAAAGAGAACAAUAAAACAACAAGAG